Setaria italica (foxtail millet) is the source of this 1078-nucleotide messenger RNA. Its product is annotated as alpha carbonic anhydrase 4. The transcript has 5 exons. NCBI's taxonomy places the organism in Eukaryota, Viridiplantae, Streptophyta, Magnoliopsida, Poales, Poaceae. Gene Ontology annotation, molecular function: zinc ion binding; carbonate dehydratase activity. The coding region runs from base 44 to 880 and encodes 278 amino acids. The record is from RefSeq and is a predicted model, not a curated record.
CCACAUCUAGCUGGCUAGCUCCAUCACCACGGAAUCACACAGCAUGGGUCUAGCUCGCCGCCACCUCCACCACGCCACUGUCGGGGCGCUCCUCGCCGCCGCGCUCCUGCUCUCCACCGCCGUCCCGGGCGCCAUGGCUCAGGAGGAAAUAGAGGGCGAGCACGAGUUCAGCUACGACCCGCACGCGGAGAACGGGCCGGAUGGCUGGGGCGAGAUCAAGCCGGAGUGGGCGACCUGCAGCGAUGGCCGGUGGCAGUCCCCCAUCGACCUCUACCACCACCGCGCCAUUCGGCGCGACCUCGGUUACCUCAACUACUCCUACAAGCCCGCCGAGGCCUCCAUCGUCAACCGCGGCCACGACAUCAUGGUAAAAUUCAAGGGCGACGCCGGGAGUCUGGUGAUCGACGGCACGGUGUACCACCUGAAGCAGCUGCACUGGCACACGCCCACCGAGCACGCCCUCAACGGCCACAGGUUCUCCAUGGAGCUGCACAUGGUGCACCAGACCCCGGAGAAGAAGACGGCAGUGGUCGGCAUCCUCUACAGGGUCAGCAACCUCGCCGACCCGUUCCUGAAAAGUCUGCAGCCCGCCAUCGAGCGCUUGCGCGGCAAGGAGGAGCCCAUCGGCAAGGUGAACCCCAACCACGUCGGCCUCACGGGCAGCUCGUACUUCCGCUACAUGGGCUCCCUCACCACGCCGCCCUGCACCGAGGGGAUCAUCUGGACCGUCAUCCCCACGCUUCGCCUCGUGGCCUCGGACCAGCUGGAUCUUCUCAGGGAGGCAGUGGAUGACGGCUUUGAGAUGAACGCUAGGCCGCUUCAGGAGGUGAACCACAGGACCAUCUGGUUCCGCCCUCAGCCCCACGUAUCUGUGGAGUAAACAUUACUGGUGAUACAUGCAUAUUGGGCUAGCUGAUCAGAUCAGGGACACCGCAUUGCGCAGCUUAUUAUGGCAGGCGAUCUCUUUAUGUAUCUUGUAAUUCUCUCUAUUUUCCCUAAAUAAAGCAUGGCAUCAUCUAUGUCCACAUUAAUUGAUGGCCUUGCAUGCAUGUUUGGAAGAUUAAAGUUUACACGAUGA